AUGAAGGAAAAGUCCAAAACGGCGGCAAGGACUAGACGGGAAAAGGAGAACAGUGAAUUUUACGAACUGGCCAAAAUGUUGCCUUUGCCGUCGGCCAUCACGUCGCAGCUGGACAAAGCGUCCAUCAUCCGGCUGACCACCAGCUACCUGAAGAUGAGGAUUGUCUUCCCGCAGGGUUUGGGUGAAGCUUGGGGUCACACAAAUCGAACGAGACCAUUGGACAAUCUUGGACGUGAGCUGGGUUCUCAUCUACUGCAGACAUUGGAUGGCUUUAUAUUCGUUGUUGCUCCAGAUGGGAAAAUAAUGUACAUUUCAGAGACAGCGUCGGUGCAUUUAGGACUAUCCCAGGUAGAGUUGACCGGAAACAGUAUUUAUGAAUAUGUGCACCCGGCCGACCACGACGAGAUGACCGCUGUACUGACGCCGCAUCAGCCCUACCACUCACAUUUUGUACAAGAAUAUGAAGUGGAGCGCUCUUUCUUUUUGAGAAUGAAAUGUGUGCUGGCCAAAAGAAACGCAGGGCUCACCAGUGGUGGAUAUAAGGUGAUCCACUGCAGUGGCUACCUGAAGAUCCGCCAGUACAGCUUGGACAUGGCGCCCUUCGAGGGCUGCUACCAGAACGUGGGCCUGGUGGCGGUGGGACACUCUCUGCCUCCCAGCGCCGUGACCGAAAUCAAACUGCACAGCAACAUGUUUAUGUUCAGGGCCAGUUUGGACAUGAAGCUCAUCUUCCUGGACUCCAGGGUCGCCGAGCUGACAGGUUAUGAGCCGCAGGACCUGAUUGAGAAAACGCUGUACCAUCACGUGCACAGCUGCGACAUCUUCCACCUCCGCUGCGCGCACCACCUCCUGCUGGUAAAGGGCCAAGUCACCACUAAGUAUUACCGUUUCCUGGCCAAGCACGGCGGAUGGGUGUGGGUGCAGAGUUACGCCACCAUCGUCCACAACAGCCGGUCCUCGAGACCCCACUGCAUCGUCAGCGUCAACUACGUCCUCACGGACACAGAAUACAAAGGAAUGCAGCUGUCCCUGGAUCAAAUGAGCCCCACCAAGCCGGCUUUCCCUUACACUGACAGUCUCAACGAGGACAGGAAGAGCACAAAGUCCCGUGUGACUCAGUCAAAGGUUAAAGCCAGAGUGUCGCCCUACCCGCAGUUUUCGGCAUUUAAUCCAGAGCGUUCUGAGUCAGACCAAGACAGCCAAUGGGGAGGGAGCCCAUUGACGGAGGCGGCCUCGCCUCAGUUGUUGGAUCCGAGCGAGGCCGCCGAGGCCUCGUGCGCCUACCGACUGUAUCCGGACUCGGGAUCCCUUUGCUACGGUCUGGGUCUCCUGGAAGAGGACCUCACUCACGCCCAGACCCGUCCUCACGCGACCGCCUGCGACCGGGUUCGAUGUCCGAGCGGUCGCUACUUCCUGGGAGCCCCGUCUGGGAGAGAGGUGUGGUGGGACGGGACCCGGUCCGUGCUGGCCCUUCCGAAACCAUCUGCGGACAACAGCGAGGGCUACGAAAUCACAUCCUACCACGCCGGCUUUCACGGACGAGGUCACUGGGAUGAAGACAGCAUCAUGAGUUCACCGGACGGCGGGGGGUCCACCAGUGACUCCGGUGAGCGCUACCAUGGGGACCAAUUCCAGGCCAGUCCUCGAGAGCCCAGUAAGAUGGAGACCCUGAUUCGUGCCACGCAGCAGAUGAUCAAAGAGGAAGAGAACCGUCUGCAACAGCACAAACCGACGCUAGACAUCACUAAGACUCACAGUCCAUGUUUCAACUCAUCCCUAGCCCACCACUCGCAGAUCAGCAUGCCGAGUGUGGUGUGCCGAGGCCCCGGAGCCCCGAGCAUCGAGCUCCCGUCUGAGCGCCUCCAUCACCGCGUAAAAGUGCCAGGUCCUCUGGACAACGACGAAAACACAACCAGUCCCGGUUCACUCUCUCGCCUCAGCAGCCCCAGCUCUGACGUCAUCCCCAGGUCGGGUCUUCCCCUCUCCAAAGACUACAUGCAGACGGAUCUGUCCCCUCACCCGUCACAACCUCAAGGGAGCCCUCUGCUCUAUCCGGCCCAGGAGAGGCAGCCUCUGGACAGGCAAGCAGCCUAUGCAUUGACUGGGUACUCCUUGGAACACCUCUACGACCCCGAGAGCCUAAGGAGUUACUCCGGACUGGCCUGUGCAGGAGUCCAGUACGACAUGGCGUCCCACAUGAGGAUGCAGGCCGAGCAGAUGCAGGCACACAAGGCCACGUCCGUGAUUAUAACAAACGGGAGCUGACAAUAUCUGAAACUGAAGGGUCUUGUUCUCUAAACGAGGAUCCUGGACGGAAAUGGAAAUGAGGAUGGACGGCUUUCGUUCCUGACACUGGAUCAUUUUCUUUUCCGAGAACGUUCACGAACCAAUGCUCGCAAAGCCGAGAGGCUUUCGUUCCUCUAUAAGGGAAAUACAGAGUUAUUUUGACGGCGGUGAACUGAAUUCCCUUCUUCAUGCCGGGGCGACAAAAGGUUCAGCGUCUGGUUAAACAUCAAGCCGGUGUUUGCGACAGAAAUUUCUCACGCGCAAUUGGCUUUGUUGGUUAAUCUGUCUUGGAUCUCCAUUUGGCCGUAUGAGAAUGUGUUGCUCUGUCGCCUCUCGGCCUGAGAACUCCGGCGGACAGAGACGUCGGAAUAAUGGUUGACUCAUCGCGGGAACGGCGAGCGUUUCACUCGUGUAAAAUAUCAAUGGUUCUUUGUAUUUAUUUGUCGGUGGGCUGUUUCAUUAGGUGCCAUCUGUUUCAUGUUCAAAAGGAGUCAUUUUGGUGUUUGAGUGACGGUAAAAAACAUCAGAAAGCUCAACGCUUCUGUUUGUAAAACUGUUAAGACCCCUGCAGUCCAAA
This is a messenger RNA of Syngnathoides biaculeatus (alligator pipefish), 2863 nucleotides long. RefSeq names its product single-minded homolog 1-like. Gene Ontology annotation, biological process: regulation of transcription by RNA polymerase II. Gene Ontology annotation, molecular function: RNA polymerase II transcription regulatory region sequence-specific DNA binding; protein dimerization activity; DNA-binding transcription factor activity, RNA polymerase II-specific. The record is from RefSeq and is a predicted model, not a curated record. Lineage: Eukaryota; Metazoa; Chordata; Actinopteri; Syngnathiformes; Syngnathidae.